AUGGGCUUGCACUAUCCGUGCUUCCUGCCACUACCCUCAUUACGACAGCAGACGUCCAUGUCCCUCUGGAGUUCGGAGGAUGUGGGCCUGACGGCGGACUGGCGUGGUGCUUCCUGCCUUGGACGUAGUCUUAACACGAGCCUGGGCAGAGCAGGUGAGAUGAGACUUGUGUAG
Molecule: messenger RNA, 174 nt
Organism: Symbiodinium sp. CCMP2456
Lineage: Eukaryota; Dinophyceae; Suessiales; Symbiodiniaceae
Source: the annotation of a GenBank genome assembly